GGCGGGGCGGAGCGCGGCGCCAAGAUGGCGGCGGCGGCGGCGGGCCCUGCGUGAGCCUCCCGCGGCCCUCCCGGCCCAGGGCGGGCGCGGGCUACGCGGAGCCGAGCCCAGCCGGCAUGUGCGAGACGUACUCGCGGUGGCUGCUGCGGGUAUCGGUGGCGCAGAUCUGUCAGGCGUUGGGCUGGGAUUCGGUGCAGGUUUCGGCCUGCGAUCUCCUCACCGAUGUGCUGCAGCGGUACCUGCAGGGAUUGGGCCGGGGCUGCCACCGCUACUGCGAGCUCUAUGGCCGCACAGAUCCAAUUUUGGAUGACGUAGGGGAUGCCUUUAAGCUCAUGGGGGUUAAUCUACAUGAACUGGAAGAUUAUAUACACAAUAUUGAACCUGUGACUUUCGCGCAUCAAAUCCCUUCAUUUCCCGUCAGCAAGAACAAUGUCCUACAAUUUCCUCAACCUGGGAGUAAAGAUGCAGAAGAAAGGAAAGAAUAUAUCCCGGACUAUAUGCCACCUAUUGUCUCUUCUCAAGAAGAAGAGGAAGAGGAACAAGUACCAACUGAUGGAGGUACAUCUGCGGAGGCCAUGCAGGUGCCACUGGAAGAAGAGGGAGAUAUGGAAGAGGACGAGGCAAUUAAUGAUGAAAAUUACUUGAGCAAGAGACCGUUAGAAAGUCCUGAUGCUGAAGAAUUUCCACCCAUGAAACGACCAAAACUAUCUGUUUCUAAAGGAGAUGCUCUGGAUGGAGCUUUGGAACCACGUGAGCCUCUUAGCUCAAUAAACACUCAAAAAGUACCUCCAAUGCUUUCUCCAGUUCAUGUUCAGGACAGUACAGACUUAGCCCCUCCUUCACCAGAACCACCGAUGUUGGCUCCUAUUGCAAAAUCACAAGUGCCAACUCCCAAGACAUUAGAGUCAAAGCCACUUGCACCCAAGACAAAGUCCAAAACAAGUUCUCCAGGACAAAAGACAAAAUCACCUAAAACUACUCCCUCACCAGUGGUUGCUGGAAGUCCCAUACGUUCACCAAAAACUGGAUCCAAAGAAAAAAAGUCACCAGGUCGCGCCAAGAGCCCAAAAAGUCCCAAAAGUCCAAAGGCUCCUGUUCAUGUUCCCCCACCACCUGUUAAGCCUGAAACACCAAGUAGAACCCCUCUGGCUGCGUUAAGUGACAAAAUAGGAAAGGAAAACAUUCAAGUAAAACAAGGACAGACACCACCUGAGCCUGUGACCAAGCCAAAUAUUGAAAACCAGAAUAAGAAAUUACCAGUGAUGGACAAGACUAUUGAUGAUUCAAUAGAUGCUGUGAUUGCGCGUGCAUGUGCUGAACGAGAACCCGAUCCCUUUGAGUUUUCCUCUGGUUCUGAGUCAGAAGGGGAAAUUUUUACCAGUCCAAAAAGACUUUCUGUUUCGGAGACUAUGGCUACAACUCCUAAACCUUCUGUUUCUGCUAAUUGUUCUAAUAAGGCAGGAGCAACUCCGGUACCUCCAUCAGGUGGGACUUCGAGUUCAGACAUUUCAUGGACAAUGGAUGACUCAAUUGAUGAGGUCAUUCGAAAGGCAAACAUGGGAACGCCUUCUAAUCCACCUGCGAACUUCACUUACUUCUCUUCUCCUUCUGCUUCACCGCCAACUCCAGAACCUCUUCUCAAAGUCUAUGAGGAGAAAACCAAGUUGGCUUCAUCUGUAGAAGUGAAAAAGAAACUGAAGAAAGAGCUGAAGACAAAAAUGAAGAAGAAAGAGAAACAAAAGGAAAAAGAUAAAGAGAAAAACAAAGAGAAAAACAAGGAGAAGGAAAAGAACAAGGAGAAGGACAAAGACAAGGAAGCAAACAAGGAGGCAAAGUUUCAGUGGAAGGAACUUCUCAAAGAUGAUGAACAUGAUCCCUAUAAAUUCAAACUAAAAGACUUUGAGGAUGCUGACACAAAAGUAAAGUUGAAAGAUGGCAAUACCAAAAAAGAGAAAGAAAAACAUAAAGAUAAGAAGAAAGAGAAGGAGAAAGGCAAAAAAGACAAGGAUAAGAAAGACAAAGAGAAAGUUAAAGAUAAGAGUAAGGAAGAUAAGAUAAAGCCUCCAUCAGCACCUCUUGUGUUACCUCCCAAAGAAAUGUCUUUGCCCUUGUUCAGCACACCAACUGCCAUGAGGCUUCCCAGCAUGUUACCUUCCUUGUCUCCUAUGCUUCCUGAAAAGUUGUUUGAGGACAAAGAAAAACCAAAAGAGAAGAAGAAAGACAAAAAAGAGAAGAAGAAAAAGAAAGAAAGGGAGAAAGACAAAGAAAAGGAAAAGAAGGAUAAGGAAAAGGAGAGGAAGGAAAGAGAGAAGAAGGAGAAAGAAAAAGAGAAACAUAAACAUGAAAAGAUAAAGGUGGAACCAGUUGUUCCAGCUCCAUCACCAGUUAUUCCUCGGCUGACACUAAGAGUGGGUGCAGGCCAAGACAAGAUAGUCAUCAGCAAAGUGGUGCCAGCCCCAGAGGCCAAACCUGCUACUCCUGUGAGCCGGCCCAAGACACCUCCACCUGUGCCAUCACCAGUACCAGCUCCUGUGCACGUCACCCCUCCUCCAGCUCCAGCUCCUCCUCCUCCACAGCCUACAGUCUCACCUGCCCUACUUCCACCAGCAUCCCCAGCCGUCUCUGCAGCUGGAGGCUCCAAAGCACCUGUUAGGAGCGUGGUGACUGAGACCGUCAGUACUUACGUGAUCCGAGAUGAAUGGGGUAACCAGAUCUGGUUCUGUCCUGGCUGUAACAAGCCAGAUGAUGGCAGUCCAAUGAUAGGUUGUGAUGACUGCGAUGAUUGGUAUCACUGGCCUUGCGUCGGAAUUACGGCUGCACCCCCAGAAGAGAUGCAAUGGUUCUGCUCCAAGUGUGCCAACAAGAAGAAGGAUAAAAAACACAAGAAAAGGAAGCACAGAGCACACUGAAGACUUGGCUGUGGAUUGAAGUCGUGCGGUCGCUUCAGCGCUUCUGCCCUGACUCCGUCACAGAGGGAUGCGGUGUGCUCGCGUCUCACCCUCCGCCAUCGGGUGUUAUGGGUUUGACUCUGGAGUGAAUUGGGGGCAAGGAUCUGUUGUCCGUUUGGGGGCUGUUGCGUUUCUCAGGCUGUGCGAGCCCAGGGGGGUGGAUUUGGGUACGUUCUGAUGCUGUCUUUCACCUACGGAGGGCCGUCUUUUGCACAGAGCGGUGUGAGGACUUCAGUAGUUAAUGGCACCGCUCCUGUGGCUCGGCAGCAACAAAGACGAAUGUUGUAAAUACAGAUAGCUGUCCUAUUCUUUCUUGAUUUGUUUUUUAUUCCUCUGAAACCUUUGCGGUAAGGUGCUGAGAGGAGACGAAAAUGUAAAUUGCAGUAAUUGUAAACCUAGAAGACCUUCUGGAAUGAUUUCUUUAGUCUGGGUGCAGUUCAGCCUCUACUCCUGCUGAACCAGAUAAUCAUAACGUGGAAAUAAAAAGUGGCUGGUAAAUAUUUUUGUGACAAGAAUAUAAGAAGCUUUUUCCCUUGAUUUUUAGUACUAACAUAAAAUAAACAUGUUCAAGCUUUUGUGAUAUAUCUUCUAUUUUUUAAAAAGGAAAGUUUCUAUUGUGUCGAUUUUUUUCUUCCGUGUGAAUUUAUUUCAGUGGACCUGUAAUAUAUUUUAUACUUUGGUUUUGUUCUUUAGUCUUCGUCAGUGUUCCAUUUCAUUGCUUGUACAUUUCACAGGUGCGUAAAACCACCUCCCAUUAAAAGAGUUUCACACAUGUAAAUACCUGAUAUUUAUAAAGUACCUUUUUAUUUUUUAGGGCAUGAGGAUUUUUAUUUUUGUUUGCCUCAGAAGACAAACCUAGCAGCUAUUAAAAGCCUGUGUGACACACGCUUGUCCUUGUGGCUUUAAGGGAUUGGCGAGAUCUGCCCCAGUGGUGCGCGCACGAGAAGUCAACCAGCACCAUAAUUAGGCCUUGAUUCAGAUACUUAAACAUGUGGUAACUUCUUAAGAAGUGAGUAAUCCUAUUGCCUUCAAGGAGACUGUUCCCACACUUAGUUAUACAUGUGCUUAAAUGCCUUCUGAAUUGAGGGCUUAGGCCAGGGGCUCUGCACUUUUAAUGGUAGCUCCAGUGUGUUAAUCUGUAGCUGGAGCUCAGUUUUUUGGUUUUUUUUUUUUCCUUUUUUUUAACAAGUGGUAUUGAGUUUGCCAAAAUGGCCAGGCUUGCGUUGGGGUGAAGGACGUGCCAGCUGCCAUUAAGACCAAGAGACACAUUGCUCUGCUUUGUGUGUCCCCUUGGAAAGACCAGCAGAAUGAAUAUGAGCUGUAUUUUAAAUGAGGGCAAAAAUAGAGAGAAAAAAAAAACAAAAGAAAAAAACAGUAUUAGAUAUUGUAGAACAGUGGGUCUCAGAGCUAAACAAAAUAUAUAAGAAUAAAUUCCAUUGUUUCUGAUGCCAUGGGGAGCAUUUAGACUUCAUUGCUUCAUUUGGGGAUAUUUCUACUUCAGACUGUACAGUGAGAAACGUCUGAGGUUUGAGCAUACGGCCCUUUAACCUGUUGCACAGAUAUUAAGGGUUAUUUUUUAAAUGCAUCCAAAUUGAUAUUAAUGAGAAUGAAUUAGUCAUGUUUUUAAACAUACCGGUCUAGUUAGGGAAAUGAGGCUUUGCUGAUAGAACUGUUAAAUUGCAAAUCGGUGGAGAUAUGGAUGAAAUUGGUUUAUUAAAAGUGCACUGUUACCUUCUUUGUUCAAUGCCACUUCAUUUAUAUACUGUCCCUGGUAAUUACCAGUCCGUGUGUUUAGUCAAGAAAGUUCUUGGGUUUGCUAUUUUUUAUUUUGAAUUGUUGAAUGUUUCAAACCUGAUUCUUGUUUUACUCCACAUGUAAUACGCAGACAUACAAAAUAUGCAGUCUUUGGUCAUUUCUGGUUGCAAUAAUAAAGAACUAGCUUUUGGU
Messenger RNA from Phasianus colchicus (ring-necked pheasant), 4895 nucleotides. It is a transcript of the gene TAF3, whose product is annotated as TATA-box binding protein associated factor 3. Gene Ontology annotation, cellular component: transcription factor TFIID complex. Gene Ontology annotation, biological process: positive regulation of transcription by RNA polymerase II. Gene Ontology annotation, molecular function: transcription factor binding; protein heterodimerization activity; p53 binding. Lineage: Eukaryota; Metazoa; Chordata; Aves; Galliformes; Phasianidae. The record is from RefSeq and is a predicted model, not a curated record.